Messenger RNA from Symbiodinium sp. CCMP2592, 411 nucleotides. Lineage: Eukaryota; Dinophyceae; Suessiales; Symbiodiniaceae. The record is from the annotation of a GenBank genome assembly.
AUGCGCGAGCUCGUUCACGUCCAAGCAGGACAAUGCGGCAACCAGAUCGGUGCCAAGUUCUGGGAAGUCAUCGCCGAUGAGCAUGGCAUUGACCCAACAGGUACCUAUCAUGGCGACUCAGACCUCCAGCUGGAAAGGAUUAACGUCUACUUCAACGAGGCCACCGGAGGUCGCUACGUGCCCCGUGCAGUCUUGAUGGACCUUGAGCCAGGCACGAUGGACAGCGUCCGUGCCGGACCUUUUGGCCAGUUGUUCCGUCCGGACAACUUCGUGUUCGGUCAGACCGGCGCAGGGAAUAACUGGGCUAAAGGACACUACACCGAAGGUGCCGAGUUGAUCGACAGCGUGUUGGAUGUGGUAAGGAAAGAAGCAGAAGGCCACGAUCUUAGUCGUCUGCGAGUGCAUGCAUAG